Molecule: messenger RNA, 4375 nt
Organism: Diceros bicornis minor
Lineage: Eukaryota; Metazoa; Chordata; Mammalia; Perissodactyla; Rhinocerotidae
Gene: PRKX
Product: protein kinase cAMP-dependent X-linked catalytic subunit
Exons: 9
Coding region: 367-1443 (358 amino acids)
Biological process (GO): protein phosphorylation
Molecular function (GO): protein serine/threonine kinase activity; ATP binding
Source: RefSeq, a predicted model, not a curated record
GAACAGGGAGCCGGGAGCCCGUGGCCGGGACCCCGCCUCGCCCCCGCCAGCCCGGGCCGCGCCCCACGCCGAGGCCGCGCCGCCGCCCCCGCCUCCGCCCGACCCGCCGUGCCCGCCCCGCGAGGCCGCCGGCUACUCCCACCAGCUGCUGCUGCUGCUGCUGCAGUGAGCGCCGCCCCGCGCCCCGCCAUUGUCCCCACCGCUCCGCCAGCCGCGCCGGGCCGCGCUCCGGGAGGCGAGGGGCGCGCAUGGGAGGGCGCUGCUGAUGCCGCCGCCGCCGCGCCGCCCUCCGAGGCUGCGUCCCGGGAAACCCGGUCCCCCGCGCCCCCCGGCCCGGCCCGGCGCCCCGGACUUGAGCGCGCCCCCAUGGAGGCGCCCGGGCUGGCCAAGGCGGCCGCGGCGGACCCCAGCCCCGGGGAGAGCCCGGGAGAGACCCCCGACGGGGCGCCCGCGAAGUUCCCCAGCCCUGAGGCGCCUUCGCCCGAGCCGCCCGCUUACCGCCUGCAGGACUUCGACACGGUGGCCACCGUGGGCACGGGGACGUUCGGCCGUGUGCAGCUGGUCAAGGAGAAGACGGCCAAGCAUUUCUUCGCCCUGAAGGUGAUGAGCAUCCCGGACGUGAUCCGCUUGAAGCAGGAGCAGCACGUGCACAAUGAGAAGUCGGUGCUGAAGGAAGUCAGCCACCCGUUCCUGGUCAAGCUGUUCUGGACGUACCACGAUGAGCGCUUCCUCUACAUGCUGAUGGAGUUUGUGCCGGGCGGCGAGCUCUUCAGCUACCUGCGGAACCGCGGGCGCUUCUCCAGCAACACCGGGCUCUUCUACUCCGCAGAGAUCAUCUGUGCCAUUGAGUACCUGCACUCGAAGGAGAUUGUCUACAGGGACUUGAAGCCGGAAAACAUACUGCUCGAUAGAGAUGGGCACAUCAAACUCACCGACUUUGGGUUCGCUAAGAAACUGGUAGACAAGACGUGGACCCUUUGUGGAACCCCCGAGUACCUGGCCCCUGAAGUCAUCCAGAGCAAAGGCCACGGGAGAGCCGUGGACUGGUGGGCGCUCGGCAUCCUGAUAUUCGAGAUGCUCUCAGGGUUCCCUCCAUUUUUUGAUGACAACCCAUUUGGCAUUUAUCAAAAAAUUCUUGCAGGCAAAAUAGAUUUCCCCAGACAUUUGGAUUUCAGUGUAAAAGACCUCAUUAAGAAACUGCUUGUGGUUGACAGAACAAGAAGACUGGGGAACAUGAAGAAUGGAGCAGACGACGUGAAACGACAUCGGUGGUUCCGAUCUGUGGACUGGGAGGUUGUCCCCCAAAGGAAACUGAAGCCCCCCAUCGUGCCCAAAGUAUGCGGCGAGGGCGAUACCUCCAACUUCGAAGCUUAUCCUGAGAAUGACUGGAACACGGCCCCUCCGGUGUCACCGAAAGAUUUGGAAGUCUUCAAAAAUUUCUGAGGACAGGAAUCCACAUCCGGAAGAAACAGGAAGAUUUGAGCCUGCCUGGGACAAGGAGCUGCACAUAAGGAGACCUGAAGAGACAUCUUCAUGAUGUGAUGAGGACAUUUCCACAUUUAUCUACGCCCGGAUGUAUAUAAAGAGAUCAGAGAAAUUCGUGGACCCUGCAUUAUUUAAGCAACUGGAAAUCGACUACACAGUAGGAAAUUAUGAAAAAUUGUUUGGUUGUAGAUUUUAUCUGAUCUUCUAGUGUGUGUUCCUACUGUGAUGUCUUGGUAUUUCUCAUAGACUUAACUUUAUAAGUUUGAACUGAACGUGUUCAGUUAUAACCACAGAUUGUGUGUGCGUGCGUAUGUGGGUGUGUGUGUAAAAAGAUGUGACUGGGGCACAGAAAUUGUACAGCGAUGUAAAUGUUCAUACUUUGCAGAGCCUACGGUUUUUAUUUUUCAAAUGUUUUUUCAAGAAUCUGUUCUUUUGGGGACAAAAUCUAAAAAAGAUGAUGUGUGGAUUUUUUUUAUCCUCUUAUCUGCAUUUUAUAGUUACUUGUGAGGAAAAUGUCUUGUGGGGGUCCACAUCCGAUAUCUUUAGUGCUUCAUAUCUGGUCAUUUUAGGUUGUGAAACCAGAAGGAAAGGGAAGGAGACGUGGAUUUGCAUUUUAGUCCAAGAUGAGCCAGUGACCAUUCAAGUUGUUCAAAGAAUGUAAUGCAUUCAAGAAAUUUUGUGUAGCACAUUCAAAAAUUUUGUACUCGAGAAGGACGUGGCUACCUAUUCAAAUUCCACUUUAAAUCUCUUGAACAAAACGCACCUCCCAAAGCUAACAAAUGCGUUUCGAUACUGGCUCAGUCGCACGGACCACCUUCGUGCAAAGGUUUUCUUUUACCUUUCGUUUUGGGAAAAGUAAGAAGCAGAUGCCCUCUAGGAUGUAAGCGUUCAGAGUAGUAAAAAUUAACCUCGCUUGUUUCUGCUCAGUUUCAUUUCUCCUUGUAAAUGUUCCGUUUGAGUCCAUCUAAACACACUCUCAUCUCAUCAAUCAGAUGGGCCUCUGCAGAAUUAUUGGUGGGUGAGAUUUUCUGCUCUUUAGACCUCGUCAUGAAGGUACAGUCCUCUGCAGUGUCUUCCCUGUAGAACUGACUUAAUGAAAACCAGAUGCGGAGUGGGCCACGAGGGGUGUGUUGCUAAACAGCGGACUUUGCAGAAACAGGGCAUGCAUAGAGAUCCUUAGAGACUGUACUGCCCAGAAUUCACUUCCUUCUCUCUUACGCUUCUCCUUCCUGAUUCUAAACCUUGCUGUCCAGUCUAAAUGGGCUGCCCAUUCUCUCUUGACCCUGACUCAGCUCGAAAAACAGAAUUGCGCAAAUCUGUUAUGUAUGUGGUCGUAGGUCCCAACCGUGACCUCCCAAUGGAGGUCUGUGCAUUUAAGAAGUAGGUUUCUAGAGCCUUCAGUGAUACACCCGUACAGACCUCCAAUACCUCCUUCUGCACCAUCACUUUUCUCUCAUCCUCUUCCCAGAAAGGUCCAGCUCCUUGGGCAGCCAGGAUGAGGGCAGAGUAUGCCCUGGGGGUGUGUUGGUAAGAGCGGGUGCAGGGAGAAAGACAGAAGGCUGGGUACCCCUCAGCCUCUGCAGCUCAGCUUUUCUUGAGUCACCUGCCAGGUUCUUUGCCUCCGAUGUUGUUUUUCCGUGCCUAUCAGAUUUGGCUGGAUUCCACUCACAAAUCAGAAGGCAAGGGCUAUGUGUACUGAAGGUGAAAUGAAGAGAAUUGCACACCUAGAAAAGCUUUAAAAGACAGUGAAAAUGAAGAUGCUAAAUAUUUCCCCUCCCUUCUCAUAAAUGACCUGUUCUUCAGAUAGAAAUCAACUCAGUAGGGGAGAGUGAGGACAAGAUUGUUAAAGUACAUUCUUCACAAUGAGUAACUCCGUGAAAAAUUAUUUUCAAAGGGCGCUCUGGAUAAACGUUCCAACAGAACUGUAUUCAGUCUGUACUUUUCAGUUCUGUUUGGAUUAAGUGGAGAGCCAAAACUGACUAAAAACUUAGCAUGCAAUUUCUGAAUGAUUUCAUCAUUGAAUGUUAGAAGGUUAAGUCGGCAAAGUGGCUUUGUGCACUGAGCUAUGGACCCAGAAGGAAAAAACAAGUUUCAUGUCCUCUGACUAUAAAGUUAAGUUAUUAUUUUUAUUAUUAUUUUGGAGGCUUCUGCUUAAAAAUAUAAAAAAUAAAUGAAACACCUUCUUGAACACAAUAAAAAAUUAUGCAUAGACACAUUGAGCCAUAUGUAUAUUUUUAGGUUUAAUUCUUACUGUCCAUAAUUUAAUAUGAGAUGAAAAUAGCAUCAAGAAAGCAUAACAUGCAUUGCCUUAAUUUUGAACAAAUAUGCAGGAAAAACAAACGUUUGAAUGCAUUAUUAUAUUAAUGUAAUCCUUAAAAACAUUGUCAUCAGCCAUCAGCCAUACAAAACAAAUUAAAAAUUAAAAAGAAUUGCAAGAAUACCUGUUGGUGUUAAAUUCACCUUCGACAGUCAUGCCCAUUUCAGUAUCCAAAGUGGCACAUGCCAUGUGCUAACUGCCUGUUGCUGGGCUGUAAAUUAAAUGGUGUGACAUAAUGCAAAGACUGGUUUAGUCAAAAUGAGUCCUAAACACACGAAACGCUCAUACAUAUAACUGAAAAACAGUUUACUCAGUGGGGGCAUUCUGAAAUUUUCAUGUAUCUGAUCAAAUAUAAUCAAUGUGCAAAGUUUUGAAGAAAAUUCAUGAAAAUAAUCACAAAAUUCAGAUCCAAAAAAUCAUAGAUUUAUUUGGUUUUACGCAAUUUUGUGAGUUGGCAGUGUUUUCUUAAAUAAGAACACUGUUUAAAAAAUCUUUAGGAAAUACAUAUUUUGCAUAGAAGAAGUAUAUUGAGGUGGGUUAUGUUUUCCUAGGGGAAUGUCACAGCCUGCUUUG